AUGAGUGAACAAAGGUUCCGUUUCCUUUUGAGAUGUUUGAGAUUUGACAACAUCAAUGAUCGUAACAUGCGUAAAGAACUUGAUAAAAUGGCAGCAAUUAGGGAAGUGUUUGAACUAUUCACCAAUAAUUUUGAGAAAUAUUUCUCACCGAGUGAAUAUCUAACUAUAGACGAGCAAUUGCUUGCGUUUAGAGGUCGUGCAGCUUUCCGCCAGUACAUCCCCAAUAAGCUAAGUAAAUAUGGCAUUAAAACAUUUGCUUUGGUUGAUGCUAAAACAGCUUAUACUAUGAAACUGGAAACGUAUGUUGGAUUGCAACCUCCAGGUCCAUAUCAGCAAAGUAACAAUGCCAAAGAUAUUGUGAUGAGGAUAGUGGAACCAGUUCAGGGUACAAAUAGAAACAUCACAGGAGAUAACUGGUUCACUAGUAUUCCAUUAGUCAAUGAACUGCUGACUGAAAAGAAAUUGACAUACGUAGGUACUCUCAGAAAAAAUAAAAGAUAA
Messenger RNA from Acanthoscelides obtectus, 501 nucleotides. The record is from the annotation of a GenBank genome assembly. Lineage: Eukaryota; Metazoa; Arthropoda; Insecta; Coleoptera; Chrysomelidae.